Messenger RNA from Topomyia yanbarensis, 1733 nucleotides. Its product is annotated as glutamate receptor ionotropic, kainate glr-3-like. Lineage: Eukaryota; Metazoa; Arthropoda; Insecta; Diptera; Culicidae. Gene Ontology annotation, cellular component: membrane. The coding region runs from base 103 to 1719 and encodes 538 amino acids. The record is from RefSeq and is a predicted model, not a curated record. Gene Ontology annotation, molecular function: ligand-gated monoatomic ion channel activity. The transcript is spliced from 3 exons.
CCUGAUCAUUUACCCUGGAACGAUCUCAACCAACAUCAGAACCUGAUCGUUGUCGAUGCAGGGUGCCCAGGAACGAAGCAGUUACUGAAGGCAUCCGGUCAAAUGCUGUAUUAUCGCGUCAAGUGGAUUGUUAUGAAUAGGAACGAGUUGGAUUGUAACUAUUUUCUGGAGUUUUUCAGCGAUCUUCGUGUGUUGAUCAGUAAUGAAAUUUACUACAUUUGUGCUUCAGUGAAGACGGAUAGUUUUUCAAUUCGACAAGGUGAUCUACAAUUAAAAUGCUAUCAUUUCGUGAAACAAGUAACAUCCCAAAACAUUUCAGUUUAUCGCUACUCGCUGGAAACUGACCUAAUCGUGGAAUUAUUCGGCUACUGGAGACACGGAGUGAUCAAGAAACUACAAUCCACCUCGAUCAGUGCUGUUCGUCGACAAAAUAUGAAUCACUUCAAACUCAGAGCAUCGAUGGUGGUAACCCAGAACGAUACUCUGAACCAUCUAGAAGACUACCGGGAUAAACAUAUAGAUUCGAUAACGAAACACAAUUACUUUCUCACCAAGUAUUUCGUGCAGAGCUUCAACGCCACGGUACAGUUCAGUUACGUGAACUCGUGGGGUUAUUUUAAUUCAACAACCGGUCGCUUCAGCGGUAUGAUCGGUGAACUACAGAGUGAUACAGCUGAUCUCGGUGGAACGGCACUAUUUUUCACCGCCGAUCGGAUUAAGCAAAUCGAUUACCUCUCGAUGACCACCAAGACCCGAAUUAAAUUCAUAUUUCGAUCGCCCAAGCUUUCGAUCACCGACAACGUCUUUCUACUGCCAUUCAACGGAUCCGUUUGGCUUUGUAUCAUCAGCUUCAUCAUUCUUUCGGCGAUCCUUUUGCUGAUAAUAAUGUUGGUGGAGUUUCGAUACACCACCGUUUGUUAUCCGGGAGAUUUUCGUCCGAAUUUGCUGGACACGAUCAUGAACAUGUUUGGGGCGUCCUGUCAGCAAGGUUCAUAUCUGGAUCCGAAGUCACUUCCGGCGCGAUGUCUAAUACUGCUGAGCUUGAUUAUACUGAUGUUUCUCUACGCCAGCUACUCGGCCAACAUUGUGGCAUUGCUUCAGUCACCGUCGAGCAAGAUUCGUACGUUGCAGGAUCUGCUUAACUCUGCACUGGGAGUAGGAGCGCAGGAUAUAGUCUACAAUAAGUACUACAUAACGCACGAAACGGAGCCGAUACGGAAGGCAAUUUACGAACGCAAAAUGAAGAACCAUAACGGCUUCAUUCCGUUGGAUGAAGGGAUUAAAAAAAUUCGCGAAGGACUGUAUGCUUUCCACGUAGAACUGGCAGUGGGUUACAAGGUCAUCAGCGAAACCUUCCAGGAAGACGAAAAGUGCGGCCUCCAGGAGAUCGCAUACCUAAACGUUUUGGAUCCGUAUUAUGCAGUACAGAAAAACUCCUCGUUCCGCGAGAUUGUUCGUCUGGCACUAUUCAAACUGCGCGAGUUCGGCAUACAGGACAGGGAACAUGCGAUGAUCUACACCAAGAAGCCAAAAUGCACAGGCGGCAGCAGUUUCAUACCGGUUUCAAUUAUUGACGUGUGGCCGGCACUGCUACUGCUCGGAUGGGGAUUCGGCUUUUCCGCGGGGUGCUUUCUGGUGGAGAAGGUACUGACUCUUGUUAGGAAGCGAAACCGGAUUAUGGAUACGAGUGCCGUAUUCUUCAAACGAUCGAUGAAAUGAGCGAGUGUUUGUAA